AUGUGGUGGCAAGUUUUUGGCUUUAAACAUAAAAUAGAAGCUACCGAUAUUAAUGAUCAAUUAUUUAAUGAAUUAGAUCUAUCUUUAUUUCAAAAAAAGAAUAAAAAAACAUUGAUAAUUUAUAUAAUAUCAGUAUGGGGGAUGACAUUAUUGAAAAUCAUUCAUUUAUUUUCAGAUGUGUAUACAUGUAUUAAGCUAUUAGCUUUCAAUACAUGGUCCAAUGAAUAUAUCCAACCGUAUUUACCAUUUAAGAUCUCAAAAUGGUUAUUUAGUGGGUGUAUAAUAUUUUCAAUAUUAUUAUUACUAUGGGAAGGAAUACAUGGUUUGCGAGUUUACCAGAGUCGAAAUGUAUGUUAUGGGUAUAUUAAUAAUUUUGCUAGGACUUUAUAUUGUCUUGGAGAUUAUCGAAUAUUUUGUUUAUUUGAUAAAGUGACACCAAGUGGAACAUUCCAAAAACUGACUUUUUUCUGUUUUUUUGAACUUAAAGAUUGCAUAAGAUUAAUUUUUACUGAUUCACCAAGACAGGUAAUUAAUGGACUGACAUUAUGGUCUGUAUUAGCUGCAGCAUCUGAUAAUUCUACUAUUGCAAAUAAUAGUGGUAGUACUAAUAAUAGUAACGAUUCGAAUAAUUUAAAUCAAGUUUAUGACGUCCAUGGCAUCAUAAGUAGACUUCGAAUCAUUGCUAAGACAAAUCAUGAAGAAGCAGUCAUGUUAUCCUUUAUGUUGGUUUCGUUUUUAAUUUGGAUGUUAUUAUUUUUAAAAUUUUCUAUUGCAAUUGGUGGUUCCAUAUAUGUUUGUUAUCGAUUUCAAAGAGAUUCUCAAUUUAAAACCGUAAGAGAAUAUAUUUCUGUUACGAUUAGUUAUAAUUUAGAAUAUUUAAUUGAGAAAUAUAAAUAUAAACAAUUCUAUUCACAAAGUGAUCUAUUAGAAUCUAUUGAAUCAGAGGAUGAUUCAGAAUAUUGGGAUAUGAAAACGAUAUCAUAUUAUAAUCAGCAAAACAAUUACAUUAAUGAUGAAUUAGGUAAAAUUAGUUUUAUCAAGACACCUGAUACAUUAUAUAGUGUGCCUAGUUAUUAUUACAAAUAA
Messenger RNA from Maudiozyma saulgeensis, 1086 nucleotides. The record is from the annotation of a GenBank genome assembly. NCBI's taxonomy places the organism in Eukaryota, Fungi, Ascomycota, Saccharomycetes, Saccharomycetales, Saccharomycetaceae.